This is a messenger RNA of Impatiens glandulifera, 865 nucleotides long. RefSeq lists its product as uncharacterized. NCBI's taxonomy places the organism in Eukaryota, Viridiplantae, Streptophyta, Magnoliopsida, Ericales, Balsaminaceae. The transcript has 2 exons. Bases 127 to 804 code for a protein of 225 amino acids. The record is from RefSeq and is a predicted model, not a curated record. Gene Ontology annotation, molecular function: zinc ion binding.
UGGUCGGCUCUCUCUCAAAGGUAACCUCUUCCCUCUCUUAGAUCCAAUCUUUCUUGCUUAUAAAACUUGUAAAAAAAAAAACCCAAAUCUCCAUUUCAAUUUACACUCUGUUUAGAAAUAACCCAUAUGGAUAUCGAAACCGGAGAAAGAAUCGGUGCCGGAGAAACCAGUGAUCGGAGCAUUUGUUCUUCUGAGGAAGAAGGGUCCUGCAUUUCUCAGUUCUUCUCCACUUAUGAUGGGUAUUCAUGUUAUGAAGAUCAUAUCUUUGUUAAUAGUGAUUCUGAUCAGUAUGGAAUUCCGGAUUCCCCGAGGAUUUCGGCGGCGGCGGUUUCGAAUUGCUUUGAAGGUGAUGAUGAUGAUGAUGAUGAUGAGAUGGUGGUGGUACAUUUGGAGAAAUUAGUUGUGGAGAAAGAUUGUAGAAUAUGUCAUUUGACAUUGGAUGAUGAUCAUAAUGGUAAUAAUAAUUCUGAUUCUGGAAUUGCAAUUCAAUUGGGUUGUUGUUGUAAAGAUGAUUUGGGUGCUGCACAUAAACAUUGUGCUGAAACUUGGUUCAAGAUCAAGGGAAAUACAAUAUGUGAAAUAUGUAACUCAAUUGCGCGAAAUGUUUUCGAGAAUGAGACGACAACAGUAGUCCAUCAGCGAGAUGUGCAGACAGCUGUUUCUUCUUCAUCUUUGUCUUUACCUUCUUCCUCGGCUGAAGACAGAAGUUGUUUGAAUGGGCACAAGCUAGUGAAUUUCCUUCUUGCUUGCAUGGUUUUUGUAUUUCUUGUAUCUUGGCUGUUUCAUUUCAACAUCCCAACAUAAUUUAACAAGAUCAGUUUCAGUUAAGAUUAUUUGAAUGGUUGGUUUCAUUAAGUUUUAAGAU